Molecule: messenger RNA, 1243 nt
Organism: Dermochelys coriacea (leatherback sea turtle)
Lineage: Eukaryota; Metazoa; Chordata; Testudines; Dermochelyidae
Product: C-type lectin domain family 4 member E-like
Exons: 5
Coding region: 403-1038 (211 amino acids)
Source: RefSeq, a predicted model, not a curated record
CUGACCCUGGGGUACUCCGCUUGAAACUGACUACCAACUAGACAUCAAGCCAUUGAUCACUACCUGUUGAGCUCAACAAUCUAGCCAGCUUUCUAUCCACCAUGCCCCUCAAACACUUAACCUCAGUCCCGAAUACCUAUGAAUGGAAUAUUUGCUCACCAUAGGGGCUGGAGUUGGAGAGUUUGGCUUGGAAUUUGAGCUUCAUCAGAGGGGUCAUCACCCAGAGUUCUAAUUUGGUUCCGUCUCUAAGAACAUUUUAACUCUUGAAUAAGGGUUGAUAUUUGGUCUCUGCAUGAAGUUUUUCAUUCAGCUGCUCACACCUAGCAGACAGGGCUAUUGUCAGCAGAACUGACUGUUUGGGGGCUAGGGGUUUCUUUGCCUUUAGCUCCAGCAGAAAAGAGCAUGCCGCAGAGUGCACCCCAGAAGCCCACCUGGCGAUUCCCGUGGUUGGUCUCAGCAUUGUUGCUGUUGCUGUGUGUCUCUCUCCUCAUUGCCCUCAUUGUCACUCUACUCAAGGGAACUGGAGGCUGUGAAGAGCACAAGACCCUGCCCCAGAGUUCUGCAGAGUGGCGUUGUGCCCUGGGGAGAGCUGAGGAGAAAGGGCGAGUCUGGACGUGCUGCCCCAUGAACUGGGAGCACUUUCAGUCCAGCUGCUAUUACUUCUCUAUAGACUCCAUGAACUGGGGUGACAGUGAGACAAACUGCACAGGGAUGGGCUCCCACUUGGUGGUGAUCAACACAGGAACUGAGCAGGAUUUCAUUUUCAAUUUGACAAAAAGAACUGUUACAUCCAUGCCAGACAAGAGUUACUAUAUCGGCCUGACAGAUCAGGCACAGGAAGGCCAGUGGCACUGGGUGGAUCAGACUCCAUAUAACACGACAGCAGCAUUCUGGAGACAAAAUGAACCCAGUAAUAACAACAUGGAGAACUGUGCUGUCAUGCAUAUAGCGACAAAGGCACAUAGGAAGAAUUGGAAUGACAUUCCGUGUUCCACCAUUGUACAUAGAAUUUGUGAAACUGCUGCAACACGUUUUUGAGGAAAGAAACCCCAUCCAGGAUGUGAAGCCCUCAGAAAGAGAGGGAGAGAGAGCCCACCCCUGGCUAGAGGCAGCUGACAGAGAGAUCUGAUUGGAGGGUUUGAUUCAGAUGUGGGACUUGUGCUGUAAUUAUGGAGUGGGAGGUUACUGUAUUCAAUGGUUCAAACUCACCCAUAUGCACAAAAAAAUUUUGAAAAAAAAAUGA